Diorhabda sublineata is the source of this 1198-nucleotide messenger RNA. RefSeq names its product glucose-induced degradation protein 8-A homolog (gene Hou). Gene Ontology annotation, biological process: proteasome-mediated ubiquitin-dependent protein catabolic process. Bases 187 to 885 code for a protein of 232 amino acids. Gene Ontology annotation, cellular component: cytoplasm; nucleus. Gene Ontology annotation, molecular function: protein binding. The transcript is spliced from 4 exons. The record is from RefSeq and is a predicted model, not a curated record. NCBI's taxonomy places the organism in Eukaryota, Metazoa, Arthropoda, Insecta, Coleoptera, Chrysomelidae.
ACUGGAUUUAUGUAGUAAUGAACUUGAGAUUUCAUGUAUCUAUGGUAACGCAGUAGAUACCAAUCCACGACUAAUGUCAAAUUGAAUUAGUCGUUGUCAUGUUACCAACAUUACGAAAUGACAAUGACUUUUUGUUGAUUUGUAGUUGUUUUUCACUUUACCUAAAAUAAAUAAAAGAAAAAAAUAAUGAGCUACAGCACAGACAAACACGACGUACCAAUUCCAACAAAGGAAGAGUGGUUGUUGAUAUUAGAGGACAACGAUCUCGGCCGUAGCAAUAUGAACCAUCUUAUCAUGAAUUAUCUAGUCACAGAGGGUUUUAAAGAAGCAGCAGAAAAGUUCCAACAAGAAUCAGGAGUAAUACCAACUGUAGAACUUCAUUCAUUAGAUGACAGAAUCAGGAUUAGAGAUGCUAUAAUGACCGGUAGAAUUCAAGAAGCUACAGCUCUCAUUAAUCAGUUACAUCCUGAGUUACUAGACAAUGACAGAUAUUUAUAUUUCCAUCUGCAACAAUUACAUCUGAUUGAAUUGAUAAGAAAUAACAGGAUAGAAGAAGCUCUGGCAUUCGCCCAAAGUCAUCUAAGUGAAGCUGGUGAAGAAGAUCCGUCUGUUCUUUCAGAAUUAGAAAGAACCGUAGCACUUUUAGCAUUUGAAGAACCUCUAGCGUCUCCUUUUGGUGACCUACUUGCACCUUCACAUAGGCAAAAGGUGGCCAGUGAAGUGAACGCUGCUAUUUUAAAAAUGGAACAUCAAGAAAACACAGCUCCGAAAAUUUCCACCCUUCUCAAAUUAAUUUUAUGGGCACAAGAAAAAUUGAACAAAAAGAAUGUUAAAUAUCCAAAAAUAGUAGAUUUAGCAACCGCCCAUAUCGAAGAUAACAAAUAGAUUUUUUUAUGUAGCACCUAUAAGGAGUGAGGGGUACAAAUAGAAAAAUUUCAACAUAUAUAUUUCACUUUUGUGAGAUGCAUAUAGGAAGAUGUGUUUUUUAAUAGUAAAUGAAAAUUUUUUAAAAAAAAAUGUUCUACCUAAAAUGUCUUAUUUAUUCAUUUAUAAAUUAGAUGGAACGGUAAUUUAUAAUAAUAUUUCACCAAUUUUCUAGUUUAACAGAUUUAUAAAAAUUGUAACUUUUAGACUGUGAAUAUUUUAUACUUUUAUCGGUAUAUUUAAUAAUUUAAUUUCAAUAUAUUUGUUUUUGUAU